This is a messenger RNA of Hypanus sabinus (Atlantic stingray), 8023 nucleotides long. RefSeq names its product protein tyrosine phosphatase type IVA 3-like. Gene Ontology annotation, biological process: endothelial cell migration; protein dephosphorylation. Lineage: Eukaryota; Metazoa; Chordata; Chondrichthyes; Myliobatiformes; Dasyatidae. Gene Ontology annotation, molecular function: protein tyrosine phosphatase activity. Gene Ontology annotation, cellular component: nucleus. The record is from RefSeq and is a predicted model, not a curated record. The coding region runs from base 892 to 1413 and encodes 173 amino acids. The transcript has 7 exons.
GGUCUGAAACUUUCAGAUAAACCGAUACCAGGAAAGAGUAUCUUAGUGUAGUUGCACUCUGUGGUUCGGUCAGUAUUUGUUGGAUAUAUUCAUUGUAUACAUAGUUUAUCAAGUUUUUUAAAACCACAUUAUGUUCAGAUUGUCAAAGUAAAAAUGCCUUUGGGAAGAAUGUGAAUUCUUCUCUCUGCUCAUGGGAUUUUCCAAGAAGAUUAGCAACAGGAAUUUACAGUUUGUGAGCAGGAAGUAACCACCAACUUUUGCCACACAGCUGAAAAUAUAUCUCCUACGAUGCUUUUAAAGCUGAAGUUGGGAACUGCGCUACAUUAUGUAACUGACUUGUGGGAUUCAUUCGAGUUCUUUGCUCCAGGGAAGAAUGAAGCAGGAACCAGAUGCUUCUGAUGUGAAGGAGAAUUGAAGGGAAUCAGUAAAGCUAUUUUCAUUUACAUGUAGAGUGGUUCAACAGCUCCUUUUGGCACACUUUUAUGGAGUUUGUGAGAAACAGCAGUGGCUAUUGCCCAGCACAACAUAACAUCUUUGCAGACAAGUAAAUCUAAGGAGGAACCUGCCAGCCACCAAAUUUGAGUAAAAAGUAUCCAAGAGAUAACAGACUUAACCUGUUUGGUAUCUCCAGUUGUAUUCUUAUUGCUUUGCAAUGUAUCUCCAAAUGGGGUGACUGAACUGUUGAACGUAGAUGUAUUUAUAGUUUGAAGGAGAGCGUAGAAGAAGAAGUAGAGACCAAUUUUAUAAACAAUUUAAAGAAGAAUAUUUCAUUCGCUUGCUGCAAAAAGAAACCUACAAUCCUAUGAAGACAGUACACAGAAAUUAGUUUGGAGAUAUUCUGAUCAUUUACAGCCACUACUAACCACCUUCUGUGCCUCUGGUUCCAUCCCCAUGGCCCGCAUGAAUCGCCCUGCACCUGUGGAAGUUUCUUAUAAACACAUGAGAUUUCUCAUCACCCACAAUCCUACAAAUGCCACGUUGGGCGCAUUUAUAGAGGAGCUACAGAAGUAUGGUGUAACAACCCUUGUGAGAGUAUGUGAUACCACAUAUGAUAAGAGGCCACUGGAGAGUGAGGGCAUUGUAGUAAUAGAUUGGCCAUUUGAUGAUGGUGAUCCACCUCCAAGCAAAAUUGUGGAUGAUUGGCUAAAUUUACUUAAAACUAAGUUUUUGGAAGAACCUGGAAGCUGUGUAGCAGUCCAUUGUGUUGCUGGCCUUGGGAGGGCCCCUGUACUGGUAGCAGUUGCUCUUAUCGAAUGUGGAAUGAAGUAUGAAGAUGCCAUUCAAUUCAUCCGGCAGAAACGUAGAGGUGCCAUCAACAGCAAACAGCUCUCAUACUUGGAAAAGUAUCGGCCAAAGAUGAGACUUCGUUUCAAGGACCCUAAUAAUCACAAGAACAGUUGUGCCAUCGUAUGAAAUUGAACGCUUUCAGUGAACAUUGGUUUACAGCAAUUUUUAUAUAUUAAACAAAAAUAAAAUCCCUUCCAGUUUCCUAUCUUAAAAUCCAAUUGGAUGUUGUUUCUUCCUCCAAGAGUAACUUCAAUAUUUAUUUAUACUUAAAUCACCAAAUGAAAGAAAGUACCAUUCUUUAUGAUGGCUUAUUGAUUCUGAUUAAAAGCUCUAAGCAAGUUUAUCAUUUGAGGUAAUCUUACCAUCUGAAUUCUCUGUUUCCUCUUUACAAAGAUAUCCUUGAUUUAUAUGGUGUAUAAUCAAAAUAGAAAUCUGGUGUGAUAACCUUGAGUAAAAAAUUGUGCAUUUAGGAAAGUAAUUGUAAAUAUGAUACAAAUUAACUGAAGUAUGAUUGAUUGGUACUAAUUUUGGCAAAACAUUGUUCUUUAGUUUGAUGAGUUGAUGAUUCUUAUAAUGUGGUUCCUUAUGUUGGUUGAACCAAAUCCAGGUGAAUAUUUAGCAUUAAUAGACCCUUUGUUUUGUACCUUAAGGUAGUUGUGUUCCUGCGAUCCCACACUUUGUGUUUGUAUACAACAUCCCUGUACAAGAAUCACUAAUCUGUGUGCUUCCAAUUCAAGUGCAAAAUGGCUAUAAUAAUCAUUUUUUGAUAUCUAGUUUUCCACAAACAAUCUUUCCUAUGUGCAUUGAAAGUUGACAAUAAUUGUGUACUAAUCCUGAAUUUAACCAUACGAUUGCCCAGUGACUUAACAGAGGGUAACCUAAUGAUUAUCCUAACUGUGGUUAAUAGGUAAAGAAGUGCAACACGUUUUGAUAUUGAUUGUUUGAGAUAGUGUUUUUUUUUAAUAGUUAUAUCUGUUUGCCAGGACUUGGUUAAAAUGAAGUCUUUGUGUAAUAAAAUAAAAUGCUGGAAAUAUCCAUAUAAUGAAAGACCACUGACAUGAAGCAUUAACUUUAUUUUUCUGCACACAUGAUGUCUGACUUGCUAAAUUAUUUCCAGUAUUUUCCAUUUUUAUUUCUAUAUUUCAUAUUUUCAAAGCUUGCAGUUUGUUUUCUGUUUUGCUUUUGUCUUACUGGCAGGUUUUGAACCCAAAUCGCAUAUUUCUUUAGUACAAGCUGGUAGGGUUAACUAAGGGAAUUUUAAACUGAAUACCAUCUUUUUAAUGUGAUAAAUUUUGUAGUUGAAUAGGAAAUGUCAAAAUGUACAUUCAUACUAUAUGUAUAAUGACAGUGAAAACUUUGUUCAUUUUAAUUCUGAUUCUCUCAUAAUUUGGGUGUAGUGGAGUGUGAACUCUUAGAAGAUAAUAUUCACUCUGGUGAUCAGAACAUUACGACUAAUUUAUUUCAUAUAUGGUUUUAUCAAGAAAGCAAGGCCACUGCACUGAAGCUAAACUUGCCUUAUGAAUGCCACGUUACUGAAGCUUUGCCUUUUUCCUUCUGUUAUUUAUUUGUAAUAAAAGCUAAAUACUGGAAAUGCACAGCAGGCCGGGCCAUAUCUGUGGAGUGGGUGAUGGCUGACCAUUCAAGACAACAAAUAACAAAUGGUUUACAAGCCCUAAGCAGUGAUACCUUAAGAAUUAGAGCAAGCAUUUAAUCUCAUAUUGUGCCUUUGUAAUCUACUUAAGAGUUCAUAACUCUGAAUUGUUUUUGUCCAUAGAGAAAGAAAACCCUGUGAAUGAUGCACAGGUUUCAUUCGAAGUUCAGCUCAGGCGUAACUUAUAGAAAACUGAUUUGUCGAUGAGAACAGUAACUUGUUCGUUGUAGUGAAGUACAACUAUAUAAAUAGUGUAAGUCAGCUUAAUGCUGUGCAACUUUUCUAUGAUCUAUGCAUUAUUGACCAUUUACAGUGUAACUACAACAUCAGCUGUUUGAACUUUCUAAAGAAUGUGAGGUCAUCCAGUCAGGGUUUUUGUUUUUUACUUUUUAUAAUCUAUUUCCACAUCUUCCUUCUAUGAAAGUCCAUUUCAUUCAAUUAAUGAAAUUAACAACCAUUUACAAAACCUAGCUGGUUUGCUGACUUUUUGUUAUGCUCUGUUCUUGGGCUGCAGUUAAUAUGUAAAAUUAUAAUUGUGGAGGAUUUGUGCAAGUUAAACUUCAAAAUAUCAGCUUGGAAAUUCAACUAUGCAAUGUUCACUUUUCAAGUACCAAACAGUUCUAUAAACGCCCAAAUUAAUAUUUGUUACACUUAAACCAGGGGGUUGAACUCUUUAAAUGUUGUUUCUAUUCUGACAUUUUAGACAUAAUGUAAGGUAAGAUGUAAUCCUAACAUCACAAAACAAAUUUCAGCAUCAGUGCACAGCACAAAAUGAUGGAGGAAUGAAUGAGAGUUAAGUUAUAUACAUGACUGAGAUUGUUUGUGUGUUCCUUUUCUGUCUUUUAAAUACAUACUCUUAGUAGUCAAUAGAGAGGAGGGAAAGUUAGAUACACUCAAUCCAAUCAUUUUGCACAAGUCUGAUUGGUUGAUUAAAUUGAAGAGUGUUUCUAGUUUCCCUAAAAUAGAACUGAAUCUAGUCAGACUUGUGACCUGAGAAUUCAUUUCUGCAGAAAAUAGCCAUGAGGCAUUGUUAUUGGCAAUACAAUAAAGGUAUCAGAAAGCAGAACUGUAGUAAGUGCCAACUACUAUAAUGUACAUAUUUUGUACUUUGAUACAAAAAAGUGAACAACUAUAAAAUCAUGUGAUAUAAUUAUUUAUCCCACCGAAAUGAAACUUGCAUUUAUUAAACAUUUCCACUAGCCAAUCCUUCAAAAUAUCAGUGUCAUUUAAAUAUGAAAGUAAAUACUAUCUUUUGUUAACUUUAUAAACAUUUUAUUAAAAUUUUCUUCUAAAUACAUCAAUGUUCUAAUGAGUUUACGGAUUAAGACAAGUAAACAAGUUACUUUCAUCCUUUUAAAAAUAAAAGCUUAAAAAGAAAAGCAAUUAAUUGCUUCAACAGUCAACACAUUCUGUAAUAUACUGUCCAUAUUGUUUUUAGUAACAUUUACACACUCGGAUGUAGAUUGGAAUUAAACAAUGUUGAAAAAUUGCAGUGCACAAGUUGUACAAAGGCAUUGCUUGAUUAGCUGCCUCCUGCAAAUUAUUUUGGAGUUGUAGUAAUUUUAAGUAGAAAGUACUAUGUACAUGUUUUUUAAAAGGAAUGUAUAACAUUUCAUUAUGAAUCCUAGGUGCCCAAUUUUCAUUAAUAACUGAUGUGGCAGUAUUGUAUAUAAAAACUAUUAUUUGCUCUGUGCACCAUUCUCAAAGGAUAUGAUGGCAUUGCACAAACAUUUUUCUCUUUAAACAUGGUAUGAUAUAAAUCUCUUAUUUGAAAUAAUGGUGCUAAUAAUCAGCUGUUUCUUCCUACAAGAAGGAAAAACUUGUGUGCUUUUAAUCUUUGUUGAUAUUUAGGGUAACUGAAUUUAGGACCAUGUAGCAAAAGAAUCUUGAUUCACACAGGGAAGUGUUGUGAAAAGGACAAUUACAUCUGGUUCAUCCCAGUCAGCGAGGUGAUGUUUGAAGCUUCUUUAAGAGAUGAGAAUGUUAUUUCAGUUGAUGCAGAAACUGUUUUAUUUAGACUGUAUAAUCCUUAAGGUAGUAGAUAGUUUGCUCUAAAAGGCUCUAAGGAAACAAGGUUGGUCUGGGCUUUGGGUCAUUAAUACUUUAUUGAAAUAUAGUUAUUUAUCUCAGUGCAAUUUAAAGAAGUCUACUGAAUGUGCUGCUUACAGUUGUUUCUGAAGCCAUUAGUUUCUUUUUAGAAUGGAAGUUGAAAGUGGGACAAAAAAGAAAGAUUUGUGCUUUUUGUACUUAAUAAUGUGAUGAUAAUUCUUUGAUCAUAUAACAUUAUGAAAUGUGCAGUUAUCUUUUCUGAUACAAAGUUAGUUAUACACAACACUAAACUCUCAAGCCGUCAUCUCGCACCAUCUUAGUCGGGGCAGAACAGGCUGGAUGACAGUUUGCAAACCACACAAACUCUUCCUGGCACAAUUGUGCAUACCACAAUUAACAUCUUUCAUGGUAGAAACUGAUCUUGGUGUACAGUGGUCAAAUUAAAUUUCAGCGCUUGAUCUUAUACAGGCAAUAAACAAAGGUGCUGUUGAGGCUUUAGCACCACUUUUUCUUGUUUUGAAAAUUAUGAUGGGGAAUUUGCCUAAUUUCCUAACAAGCUGACUCUUUUUAUAUGUGAUUAAACCUGAAGCUUAAACUGUCUUGUCUGGUUUAGUGCAUCAAUUUUUAUCCUAUUUUAACAAAAGAGAGAGAACCUAUUUCUGUGAGUAAGAAGUGAAUGGACAAGAAAGUGUGGAGGGAGGGAAGAGUAGAAGUUAGGUUUAUUUCUAUUCAAAGUGCAAGCAGUUUUGUUCCCACAACCUAAUUCCGUGUACAAAGUUUUUAAGCAUUCAGGAAUCUGCAUGACUGGGACCUCAUUUCCUUUAAUAAUGGGCAAUUUUUUUUAUAUUCCUCUUAAAUCGGGCUCAUUAAAUGGAUGGGUUUAGUUGGUGUGUCACAUUUGUAGUAUUAUGUUAUUUGGAGACAGAAUGGGAAACACCUGUGUGAACCAACUUUGUUUCACUUGAAUUGCAUUUCCUAUUAAAACAUUGUUGAAAAGCAUUUCGCAUAGUGAAGCAGAAGGAACACGUUAUAGAGAAACAUAUUAAAUUACAUUUCAAUGUACUUGUUACAGUGAUUAAAAGGAUGGCUGUUGAAUUUAAAUGAGCAGAAAUCUUAGAACAACUCUAUGUUGUGGGAGUUCAGUGAGGUGUAUUAGAGCUAUGAACUGAUUGUGGGUUCAAAAAGAAACUAGCAAUAUGGAGCUUCGGUGUGAAAAGUGGACAUGGUGCAGUAUCAGCUAUAAUCUUACUAAACAGCAAAGUGGGCUCAAGGGUCAUUGAGUUCUGUUCCUGUCUCAUUGUCUAAUGUGGCUUAUUAAUGUUGACCAGAAUUUGCCUAUGUAACUUUUUGUUUCAUGAAUUAAAUCCAAAGGAGCUCAUCAGGUAUUUCUUCCCUUAUAGUAUUUUGCAUAUAGAUAAGUAAAAAAAAUUGUUUAAUAUCAAAAACCAACCAUUGUGGGAAAAUAUACAUUUUCCACACCACCACCUCGACCCUGCAUCCUUCCCCCUCCCCCACCCCAUAAUGAGGCAUGGCCUUUGUAUCAGUGGACACAUCAACUAAUUUAUAGUUUAUGGUUUUAAACAAUCGGUUUCUACUGCCUAAUCUCACUGAACAUUGCAGAGCAGUACCUGUACCAAUGUUUCCACAUAAUAUUCAGAUUUGGAGAGCAUUUUUUUUAAAAUAUCACAUGCAAUAUGGAAUUCAGGUUACUUGCUUUUAUCACAAAGCUUGAACUUGCUUAAUCUGAAGGUAAAAUGGAAAUUCCAAUAGUGAAAUUGCACAUCACUAUCUGAAGUGGUUUUCACUUCCUAAUACUGAACAAGCUAACUUAAUUGCCAAUGAUCUUAUUUAGUAGACAAACAUGUAGCAGUAUUCAAGUUUUCCUUGUGAAUAGAUAACCUGGUGUACUGAAUAUAUAUUCGUAAAUGGGUUUGAAAAUUUUGGAUUGUAUCUGAAAGAAAAAUAUUGCCUUGUAUAUAAUAAUUGUAAGCUGUGGAGUCCAGUAUGGUUAGUCUUACUAUUGGUGAGUAGAACUUCCCUGUGCUAGAGAUGGUGAACUAAAAUUGCUUCAUUUUUGCCUAAAGUUUCAGAUAAUAAAUCUGAGCUCAGUGGCCUUCAUUUUAUAGAAAUGGUAUAUGAAGUGUUUACAUAUUUAAAAUGUGUGUACAUACAAUAAUGUAAUACAUUUUUUAGUGUUUGUGCUAUAGGCUUGCAAAGUAAAACACUUAAUCUUUCAAUAUACAGAAUUAUAUAUCCUACUAUGAAUCCAAAUACUAAUGUUUAUUGAGUAACAAAAGUGCCAGUCUCCUUAGCAGAUGGGGAACAGUGAGAAAAGCUGGGUCUUCAUUGUGUUCUAAUAAUGUUUUUUGGUUGAUUGAACUAAAUUGUAUUCAUUCAGUUACUUUAAAGAACGUGGCCUGCUUUGUCUCUUUAUUGUUUGAAUUAGCAAAGAAUAGAAAUACUGUUCACAAUAUUCCUCUCAAAUCAUUUGAAUAGAAUUUUUUUACUUUUAGUAUUUGUUAGUAACUUAUAUUCUAGUUGAGACUUUUUGCUUCCUACAAUAAAUAGGGAACCAAUGGUAAAAGAGAAAGUGAAUAAAAUGCUUAUCUUACCAAUAAAAAAAAGGGUUGAAAUUGAUUAUAAUUACAUAGUCCAGUUCUAAUGAAUCCUGACUAACUUCACAUGCUAUGCUAUUAAUUUGUCCCCAAGGUCAAAUAAGCACUGCAAAGAUAAAACUGCAGUAGCAUAAGAAACAUCCUCUGAAAAUGGCUUAAAAGUUUUUUAUGUGGGGGGGGGGACAGGAAAUUUAGCCCACAGAACUUGUCCAAAUUAACGCUGAAUCUGAAUUUAUCUACUGUAAUUAGAUAGAGCCAAUGUGGCUGAAAGUUUGAUUUCUAGCCUUUGAUUGUCUUUUUGUAGACUGUAUUGUUUUAUGUCAGACUGCUGGUUUGUUGUGGAAAAUUUUUAGUGUUCAGAACAAUUGUAAUUACUAUUUCCCUCCAACAAGGUAAAUAAAAGGGGCUUUCAUUUUCAUAA